AUGCAAUUUGCUGCUUACCUCCUUGCUGGAGGCAUCUACGUUGGUUUGCUCCAUGCACCUACGCGCUUGAACGUGGCUGAUGCUCCUUCUCGCCAGAAGCCUCUGCCCAGCCCAGCGCACGAGUCCCUGAUCGCUGACCUUGGUGCCGCCGAGCUACCUUCGCUCCUUGGACUUAGCGGCCUCUCUGCCUCUUCCUCCGGCUGGGUUCGCCUUUCCCUCCUCCUCUCCCUUAGGGUAAAUAAGGUUAGGGGUAGUAGGCUGCUUGAGGCACUGCGCCAGCCUCUUCGGAAGGAGAUGCCCAUAUGCCGACGGAGCCCUCCUGCAGGCUCUCUGCUGGCUUUUGACAGCACCCUGGGUUACCCGGGCGAGGGGCCGAUAGUCCCUCGCAACGCUUUGGAUGCGAGGCGCCAGCGGAGCAGAGUACAACAGCAGCUGCCAGAGGGUCGAGUGAUCCUGGAGAGGACCUCUGCAAACAGGCUCUGGCUUGUUGGCCUUCUCGAAGCGUGGUUGCGGGAGAAGGGGCUUCAUCCUGCAGACUACUGGGACUUGCUUGCCGAGAGCGUCGCCAAACUUCUUGCAGAGUACGGCAGGGAGCUUUUCGACGCGGGGCGGCCAUACUGGCAUUUUGCAGAAACUAUAAACGCCACGGCAGGACGCAGGCCUGCGAUCAGACGACAGCUUCAACAACCUUGGGACCUGGCUUUUUCGUGGAUGAGUCUGGAGCCUCACACACAUCACGUUGCAAUGCCCUCUGUUGUGUUGCUCGCUGUAUUAACAGUCUGUUUGGUCUGGGGCUGGCGAACGGAGGCGGGUAUUUUCGGCCUAUCCUGGGGAGCUUUGCUCCGUAUAGGCGAGGCUGCCAAUGCUUCACGGUCUGCUUUGAUACUGCCGCGCGAUGUUCUCUGGACCCAGCGCUACGUAUUACUUCGGAUCGAGGAGCCCAAAACCAGGCUCAGAGCAGCGCGGCACCAAGCUGCAAAGCACGAGCCGGCUGACCUCGUCGAGCUCGUCGACGCCGCUUUUAAGCACCUUGCGCCCUCCUCGCGCUUGUGGCCCUUCUCUACGCAAACCUUGAGAAGAAGGCUGGACAGCGCCCUGGAGCGCCUGGGAGUGCCUACAGCGCGUACCGACAAAAGGCCGUUGGAUCUCGGAUCCUUCCGCCCUGGUGGGGCGACCCACCUACUGCAGAUCGCGGAGGACUCCGAACUUGUCAGAAGGAGGGGCAGGUGGGUGAGUCACAAAGUGAUGGAGAUUUACUUGCAGGAGGUCGCUGCUGUAACUUUCUAUCCUUCGCUUUCUGCAGAAACAAGACAGAAGGUGUUGCAAGCGGCGAGUUGCUUCCCUUCCGUACUUCAGCAUGCCCUGUCGUGGACUCGGGACAACAUCCCCACGCAGGCCUGGUACCACCUUUGGCGAUGA
This is a messenger RNA of Symbiodinium sp. CCMP2592, 1419 nucleotides long. Lineage: Eukaryota; Dinophyceae; Suessiales; Symbiodiniaceae. The record is from the annotation of a GenBank genome assembly.